GAAAAUGACAUAAAUACAAGUCCGUCAAGACCCCCAGCACAUGGACAUGAUAGAGAUAUAAGGCCUUUUUAUGCCACCUCUGCUGCCCAUUGGAACCGGGAUCAUAAGAUCACUCCCUCUCAUUUCUUCUUCUUCUUCUUCUUAUUAUUAUUAUUAUUAUUUGGUUAUCAGUAUUUUACUUAGAAGCGAUCAUACGCAACGCAACUCUCUCUUGUGGCGGUACAGGGUUGCUGAUGAGCGGGCGAGCAGUUUGACUAGGCCAAUCGCCACAACCAAACCAUCGAUAUCUUCACCACCCUCACCCUGACUGCAGCAGCAGAGCAGAGAAAUAAGCACAUCUGGUUGGAGAAUUAGCUUGCUUUUCUCCAAGCUCCAAGCUCCAAGCUCCAAGCUCCAAGCUCCAAGCUUCGACCUCCAACUCAACAUGGAAACCAAUCAUGGACAUAGACAUGGACAUGGGGAUGAUGGUGAUAUAGAGAACGUGGAGGUCCUUCGAGGGAAGGAAACUGGGGGGCACGGGGACUCGUUGGAGGUAUUUGACAAGAACAACUCCUUCUACGGUCGCAGUCAACCUCUUCUGGUCAAGAGGACCAACACCACUUCCCAGAUUGCCAUUGUCGGAGCCAACAGCUGCCCAAUUGAGAGCCUUGACUAUGAGAUCGUUGAAAAUGAACUAUUUAAGCAGGAUUGGAGGUCAAGGACAAAAGUCCAGAUAUUUCAGUACGUUGUCCUCAAAUGGGCAUUGGCACUUCUCAUAGGGCUUGGUACUGGAUUGGUUGGCUUCUUCAAUAAUAUUGCAGUCGAGAAUAUAGCUGGUUUCAAACUGCUUUUGACGACGGGUUUCAUGGUUGAGGAAAAAUACUACAAGGCUUUUGCGGCAUAUGCUAUUUGCAACGUAAGUUUAGCGGCUGCUGCAGCAGCUCUUUGUGCUUUCUUUGCUCCAGCAGCAGCAGGUUCUGGAAUUCCUGAGGUCAAAGCCUAUCUCAAUGGCAUUGAUGCUCAUUCAAUACUGGCUCCAAGUACCCUCUUUGUCAAGAUUUUUGGUUCAGUUCUAGGUGUUUCUGCAGGAUUUGUGGUGGGUAAGGAAGGGCCUAUGGUACAUACAGGUGCAUGCAUAGCCUCUUUGCUUGGGCAGGGUGGUUCUCGCAAAUACCAUUUGACUUGGACAUGGCUGAAAUAUUUCAAAAAUGACCGAGAUCGACGGGACUUGAUCACUUGUGGUGCUGCUGCUGGUGUAGCUGCAGCUUUUCGUGCCCCAGUUGGUGGAGUUCUCUUUGCCCUUGAGGAGGCAGCUUCUUGGUGGCGGAGUGCUCUUCUUUGGAGGACAUUUUUCACAACAGCAGUGGUUGCCAUGGUAUUGAGAGCUUUCAUACAAUUUUGCGCUACAGGAAAAUGUGGGCUAUUUGGGGAAGGAGGCCUGAUUAUGUAUGAUGUGAGUUCAGCUAAAACAGCAUACAGUGGCCCAGAUAUACUGGCAGUAAUCUUCCUAGGAGUUAUUGGAGGAAUUUUUGGGAGCCUUUAUAACUAUCUUGUGGACAAGGUUAUUCGAACUUACAGCAUUAUCAAUGAAAAAGGUGCUGCUUCGAAAAUCUUACUUGCUAUCACCGUUGCCCUCUUGACAUCAUGCUGUUCUUAUGGGUUGCCAUGGUUUGCAAAGUGCAUCCCCUGCCCGGCAGAUGAGUCUAGUUGCCCUACUGUUGAUGGGUCUGGCAACUACAAAAGCUUCCAGUGUCCACCGGGCUAUUACAAUGACCUUGCAUCCCUCUUUUUAAACACCAACGAUGAUGCCAUUCGCAACCUAUUUAGUACCAGUACAGAAAAGGAAUUCCACAUCUCCUCUCUCUUUAUUUUCUUUGCAUCUGUUUACUGCCUUGGUAUUAUUACCUAUGGCAUUGCCAUUCCCUCUGGGCUGUUUAUCCCUGUGAUACUAGCUGGGGCUUGCUAUGGGCGUCUUGUUGGAAGAUUGUUUCAGCCUAUCUCUAGUCUGGACACCGGUCUCUUUUCCUUACUUGGGGCAGCCUCCUUCCUUGGUGGCACCAUGAGAAUGACAGUCUCUCUGUGUGUUAUACUGCUGGAACUCACCAAUGACUUGUUGUUGCUUCCUCUGGUGAUGCUGGUUCUCCUUAUCUCCAAAACUGUUGCAGAUAACUUCAACAAGGGUGUGUAUGACCAGAUUGUCAAAAUUAAGGGAUUACCAUUCAUGGAGGCCCAUGCAGAGCCCUACAUGAGGCAUUUGGGUGCAGGGGACGUUGUUGCUGGGCCAUUGAUAAGCUUUUGUGGGGUUGAGAAGGUGGGGAAUAUAUUGCAUGCAUUGAAGAGUACAGGGCACAAUGCAUUCCCUGUGAUUGAUGAACCACCUUUCUCCGAUGCUCCAGAGCUUUGUGGUCUUGUUCUGAGGUCUCAUCUGCUUGUUUUACUAAAGGGGAAGGUGUUUCAGAGGGAGAGGAUUAUUUCAGGAGGAGAAGAGAUAUUUAGAAGAUUCAGUGCUUUUGAUUUUGCCAAGGCAGGGUCUGGAAAAGGAAUCAAACUGGAGGAUGUUGAGUUUGAUAUUGAAGAGGAGGAGAUGGAGAUGUACAUUGAUCUACAUCCUAUUACUAACACAUCCCCCUACACAGUGGUUGAGACUAUGUCACUGGCCAAAGCUGCAAUUCUCUUUCGCCAACUUGGUCUCAGGCACAUGUGCGUCGUCCCAAAGAGCCAAGGGAGGCCUCCAAUUGUUGGAAUUUUGACACGCCACGACUUCAUGCCAGAGCACAUUUUGGGACUCUACCCUCAUAUCAAUCCCCACAAGUAAACCAAUAAAGUGCUGGAAAAUAAUAUACCUUUAGCUUGUUAUGUUUCUGGCUGUGAGUGACCUAAUUUAAAUUGGGUGUUUCAUUUGCACGUUUUCUGACAAAUGAAUUACUUGUCACAAGAAAUCAUUUCUCAAGGCGAAGAUUCCUCCUCUUGCACGCGGAGAAUUGCACUUUGCAGACAAAAACCAUUUUUUUCGUAGCAGCACAAUGCAAAUGGUAGUUUCCUUUUCAAAUACUACUCUGCACAAACAGAGAAAACAAAACCGGCCUAUAUCACACACUACUCAGCUUAGCCAUGCAGAAUGCAAAAGUUUCAUUAUCUGUCUUUUGUAUGCCUAUGUCUAUGUCCUUAUGUACAUGAUUCUUUCUGUGACUAUAUCUACAUAGCAAAUGUGGUGGUGAUGAUUGGUGAACAAAAAUAAAAAGCAGUCUGUAUUUUGAUUUGAA
Molecule: messenger RNA, 3242 nt
Organism: Ziziphus jujuba (common jujube)
Lineage: Eukaryota; Viridiplantae; Streptophyta; Magnoliopsida; Rosales; Rhamnaceae
Product: chloride channel protein CLC-c
Exons: 7
Coding region: 425-2794 (789 amino acids)
Biological process (GO): chloride transport; transmembrane transport
Cellular component (GO): plant-type vacuole membrane; intracellular membrane-bounded organelle
Molecular function (GO): voltage-gated chloride channel activity
Source: RefSeq, a predicted model, not a curated record